AUGAGCAUCUCCCUUGACGCGCAGAAGCUGAAGCUGGUCUUUGGCUCGCGCCCUGACAUAAUUGAGGGCAUCGGCCGUGCUGCUGAUUCCCCUGGCAGAGUCGCUCUUUUCAACGAGAUCGCCACACAUGUCUACGAUCACUUACAAGCAAGCGACGAGCCGGCCCAGAAACGACGAAAGGUGGACAAUGGUGCCGGGUCGGGUGAAGCUGCUGCUGCCGCCAAAGCCACGGCAGCGGGCAAUGCGGCAGACGAGCCGGUGCUCCUCGAAGUGAAGGAAAUCUCCGUGUCGGUGCCUCAGCGCAAGAAGUUUGAGCUGUGCUUUACGGAGAAUUACAUAUAUGCCCGCGCACCGGGUACCACGGCGCCCGUGUCAAACAUUGUGCAUGCCUGGACAGACAUCGAGUACAUAUUCUACCUGCCAGUCCCGGAAAAGACACAGGUGCAGCACAACUACAUCCUGUUCCCACGCGGCUCGUCACUGCCGUCCAAGAAUAGCGAGGCCUCGUCACCGGAACCGCUCGUCUUCACAAUCCCGGCCACGGCGCCCAAGCAGGGCACGGUCGGGGGCAGCGAGGCGGGCAGCGCCUCGGCCGUGUCGGACACGUACAAGGCGCUGUUCCACUGGGCCAUCGGGACGCGCCUGCAGGCCGUAGGCAGCCCCGUCACCAUCACGUCGGCCAACCCGGGCAAGUUCCACAGCGUCAUCAGGCAGGCACAUCGGCCCAACGAGAAGGCCGUGCACGUGGGCGGGUACAGGGGCAGCAAGGACGGCUUCCUCUUCUUCCUGGAGAACGGCAUCCUGUGGGGCUACAAGAAGCCACUCAUCUUCAUCCCGCUCAGCCGCAUCUCCGCCAUCAGCUACACGAGCAUCCUCCAGGUCACCUUCAACAUCGUGGUCGAGGUGCUGACCGGCAGCGACGGCGGCAGCGACGAUACCGAGGAGUUCGAGUUCGGCAUGAUUGACCAGCAGGACUACGGCGGCAUAGACUGCUACAUAAAGGACAACCGCCUCCAGGACCGCAGCAUGGCGGAGCAGAGGAAGGCCAAGCUUCAGCUGGCCGAGAACAAGGCCAAGAAGGGGGAGGCCGCCGACGGGGACGGAGCCCCCGAAGACGAUACGACGGAACUCGAACGUGCCCAGCAGGAGGUGGACCAGCAGAUGCAGGGUGCCGACGAGGAUGAUGAGGAGGAGGAUGAAGAGGACUACGAUCCUGGAAGUGAUGGUGAGAGCGAGGGAUCGGGUGAUUCUUCGGGUGAUGACGACGACGACGACGAUGAUGAUGACGACGACGAUGCAGAGGGUGAAGAUGGUGAAGACGAAGAGGAGGAGGAGGAGGAGGAAGGAAGAGAACAAGUCAAGAAGGAAGAGGAAGACGCCGCCCCUGUUAAGUCGGGAGGCGUCCCCGUGAGACAGGGAUGGGCUUCCUUGAGCAACUCGUGA
Geosmithia morbida is the source of this 1443-nucleotide messenger RNA. RefSeq names its product Histone chaperone Rttp106-like. Gene Ontology annotation, molecular function: nucleosome binding; histone binding. The coding region runs from base 1 to 1443 and encodes 480 amino acids. The record is from RefSeq and is a predicted model, not a curated record. The transcript has 3 exons. NCBI's taxonomy places the organism in Eukaryota, Fungi, Ascomycota, Sordariomycetes, Hypocreales, Bionectriaceae.